UUGGAAAAACUACGGGAAGAAUUGAGAAAAUUAAAUCAACAGUCCGCAAAAAGUCGUCUUGAAUGUCCUAAGUUCCAAGCAAUAAACAAGGAAAUCAGAAAUUGUGCAAAAUGUAUCGAUAAAAAAUCCAAAAAAGCCGUCAAAAGCAUUCCGGCUCAUCUGCAAAAAGUAUUUUUAAUUAAUAAGCGGAUCAAGUCGGAGAUUUAUUUGUUGGCCGAAGAAACCGCUAAAAUAUUGGAAGUAAGCCGAGAAGAUGAUAAAACUAUUACUUAUCAAAUACAAGAGACGGGCGAGAAAAGGACUAUCCAGUUGACUAACGGAGAGACUGACCCCGACCAAGGAAAAAUUUCCCGAAUUAGUCCGUUAGGAAUGGCUCUCAGUAAUAAAAACUUGGGCGAAAUAGCCGAACAAAAUUACAUUAUUAAAGUUGAAAAUCUAACCAAGCAUUAUCAAAAUAAAAAGGUUCUCGGUCCGAUUAAUUUUAACAUUAAAAAAGGAGAAAAAGUGGCGAUAAUUGGAGCCAAUGGUUCGGGCAAGACUACUUUGUGUGAAAUAAUUGCUAACCUUAAAAAUCCCACUCAUGGGAAAAUAAAAUAUGGCUUUCCUUCGCAGAAAUUAGGAAAUUGGUUGAGUAUCAAUUUUCAAGAACAAAAUUACCCGAGUACUUUAAUUGUUCAAGAUUUAAUUAAUUUUUACCAUGAGGUCUACAAAUCCAAUCAAAAGCAAUCAGAGUUAUGA
Ambispora leptoticha is the source of this 738-nucleotide messenger RNA. The record is from the annotation of a GenBank genome assembly. Lineage: Eukaryota; Fungi; Glomeromycota; Glomeromycetes; Archaeosporales; Ambisporaceae.